Molecule: messenger RNA, 1812 nt
Organism: Zygotorulaspora mrakii
Lineage: Eukaryota; Fungi; Ascomycota; Saccharomycetes; Saccharomycetales; Saccharomycetaceae
Gene: OCA5
Product: Oca5p
Exons: 1
Coding region: 1-1812 (603 amino acids)
Source: RefSeq, a predicted model, not a curated record
AUGAUCAAUCUGCAUCAUGGUAAAUAUCUGAAGUAUCAGCAACGAAACAGGAAGCUAGUUGAAGUUGUCAUUGAUCUGAUUAAUUGUAAUGACCAUGAUUCUCUAGCUUCGCUCGCGAGGAGCGUUGGAAUCCCACCACAGUUGAGACAUGUUGUGUGGCCUAUUCUUUUGAAAUAUCACCCAAUGUGCAUUUCGCCGAACAUAAUAUCGAACGUUUACACUUGGGAUAGUGUGGAGAAUGCAUACUGCCUUUUAGAAAAUGGGAGCAGCGGAAAUAGUCAAGAAGAUUUGGAACGACUUAUAGUGAACGAUUUAAAAAAAUAUUUUCAUCUAAGGCAUAACAACAAUAGUUUCAAGAAUAAUAACGCAACCAAAACGGCUAGCUCUUCUGAAAUUUCUACCGUCUGCUCCAUGGAUUUACUUUCUUUGAAUCUUGAAGAUGAAUUAGAUAUUUUGGAAUCUUUAAAGUUGGCAUUGUUGAAAUUUUUAAAAAAAUGGUCAAAAGUCUUCAGAUAUGAAAGUGGACUAUCCUGGAUUGCGACGGGUUUAGCUGAAUGGGUUCCAGUAAAUGGUACAGAUAGCACUCAUGAGGAAAAAAGUGACAUUGAUGGUGAGGAUGAAGGCCCUGUAAUAUUGAAUGGUAAAAAACAUACGCAUUCACCAUGUCAUUCUCCCCCUUAUUCCUACAGCAACUUGGGCUCCGGAUACAACAAUACGUGUCUGUCGUAUUUGUACAAAGAAUACCCGUUGCCUGCGUGUUUGAGAUCAAAGUUGCCAAAAUCUUCUCCAUUCACAUUCGAUGAAAUAUACGAAAGAUUGGUCCUUGUAAUUAUGCAUUGUCCGGAUACCGUUUUAGCUCAAACACAGCUAAGAAAAGAGUCUCUUACAAAAUCAGAAAACGGUUUAGCCCAAGACAAGAAACCUUCCUCUGUAAUGAAUUACUUCCCUGUUUUGUCUGGCGGAGAUUUGUCUUUUCAGACGCAGGUUUUCUUCAGGGUUUUCUCCACAAUAUUACCGGAAUUGUAUCAGCCUUUUACAGAAGAGAGCGUCCUUCAGCCAAGCUCGAAAAGAACUAGUUGGCUCUACUGGUGGAUCAAGUGCUCAGGAGCGAGAGCAUUGCAACGACAAGAUAGAGGAAGGCUUUGGGAUAUUCUUUUAGGUUGGAGGCCAGAGCCAAAUAUGGAAGCAAUUGAUUUUUUUCUGGAUUAUAAUACAAAAAAAUUUGAUCAUUUUUAUAAUAAAGUUCCAAAAAUGCAUGAAGAAUUUAUCACUUCACUUGUCAAAAAUGAUCCAUUUUGGUUUCCGGAUUUAGAUACAAUUCCUAUGGGGUCUGAUAAGUUUAAAUUUGACUAUAACAUCUUCAAAGAGAUUUUAAGGAGGAAUCAAUACGAUCAAAGCGCAGGCGAAAAAACAGAAUCUUAUGAAAGCAAUGAAAAUGAACUUACUUUCUCUUUAAUCGAUCCCCACAUGCAAUUGGUCUUCAUCUACAUUGCCAUUUUACAAUAUAAUGAAUUCAAACUAUUAGAGUUUGAAGAGACUGAAACCUCGGAGUUUCUCAAUCAUGUUCCCAUGCUAUCAAAAGCUGAUGACGUUUGUUACCGAAAACUGUAUGAACUCACUGUUUGCACGGAUUCAAGCGUCACGAAUAGUCAAGAGGACUUGCAUAAGAGGCCAAACUCUUCCAGUAUGAGAAUCGAGGUCGGUAAUGACGCUAAAGCCUCUCACUCUUUUAAUGACCUACUUGAUAUGGCUGGAGAUAUUUGGAGGAAAUGGCUAUGGAAUGAACUGCAGGAUAGCUCUAUUAGUGUAUAA